Molecule: messenger RNA, 654 nt
Organism: Leguminivora glycinivorella
Lineage: Eukaryota; Metazoa; Arthropoda; Insecta; Lepidoptera; Tortricidae
Exons: 3
Coding region: 250-654 (134 amino acids)
Molecular function (GO): catalytic activity
Source: RefSeq, a predicted model, not a curated record
GCCGCCUGGCGCUCCUGCGGAGGUGGCUGGGGACCGGUCGGAGGCGGGGGAAGUGGUGCUAGUCGGGGAGAGUCUCGCUGGGCUGCGCUGGGCCCGAGAGUCGUCACCGAUCUCGUCGAUGGCGGGCUCGGAGGACCUGCGCGGUCUGGAAGAACUCUACCUGGAGGGCACCACUUCGCCCAUGUCCUGCGACAACACGGUCCAGGAGGUGGCCGCUGAUCUCAGCACCACCAAACACUAACCGCCGUAAUGGAGGGGCUAAGGGAUCUGACCACGGUCAAGAUCCAGAAUAAAGGGGGGGGUAAGGCACUAGUCAUCUCAUCAGCCUACCUUCCUUACGAGGCGGCGGAUCCCAUCACCACACAACUGCGGGAUCUCGUCGACUACGGCAGCCGGGCGAACACUGACCUGAUCAUCGGCUGCGAUGCGAAUGCACACCACGUCAUCUGGGGAAGCUCGGAUGUCAACAGAAGAGGAGAGAAGGUACCGGAAUUCCUGGUAAGCUCUUCACUACAACUCUUGAAUAAAGGCAAUGAGCCGACAUUCGUCAAUGCUAGGCGAGGUGAGGUCAUUGAUAUAACGCUAGCGUCCAACAACGCAAUCCAAGAGCGUAUGUCCGCCAUCUUGCGCGUGCGCAUGAACGUGUACGUGUAA